GUUCGUCGUCCGUCGUCGUUGUGUUGUGUCGUCAUCAUCCUCGAUUCAACAGCGAGGAUGCCAAGAUCACGAGUAAGACGGACACGAUAAUUCUUGGCCGAUGAGGAGCAGAGCAGCACGAGGGCGAGUAGUAGAAGGAGCAGCAGUACGAGCAAGAGCGAGUGGCUUCGUCGUCGUAGAAGGUGGUGGCGGUGUGGAGAAACAGAAGAAGGAACGAGGACGAAGUGGCGGCGGCAGCAGUGGCAGUGACAACGGCGGCAAAGCGGCGACGAACAGCCAGGUCCCCCCAUGUUAGCGGACAUCAACGGCAAUCUGGCGGAUCUGAGAAGCGAAGCGAUGGCGUCGCAGAGAUUUUGUCUGCGCUGGAACAACCACCAGAGCAAUCUGCUCUCCGUCUUCGACCAGCUGUUGCACGACGAAUCAUUCGUCGAUGUUACGCUGGCCGUUGAGGGCCAGCUACUCAGGGCGCAUAAGAUGGUGUUGUCGGCGUGUAGCCCUUACUUUCAGGCCCUGUUCGUUGGACACCCUGACAAGCACCCGAUAGUCAUUCUCAAGGAUGUUCCAUAUGUAGACAUGCGCAGCCUCUUGGACUUUAUGUAUCGUGGUGAAGUGAGCGUCGAUCAAGAUCGAUUGACCGCUUUCCUGCGAGUCGCUGAGUCCUUGAGGAUAAAGGGUCUGACCGAAGUGAACGAGGACAAGUGUGAUUUGCCAAGUAUAACGUCCUCGCUGUUGGGCGGCAGCCAAAAUGCGGUGGCGCCGCCGCCUCCCAGUCUUCAUCGGAUCAAUCAAAUCGGUCCGCAUCAUCAUCAUCAUGUCGCGCAGAAGAGGUUCCAUCAUAUGUCCAGUCAUCCGUUGCUUGGCUCGGCGCUGACGGCGCCUAAAAGGAAACGUGGCAGACCCAGGAAGUUGAGCGGUUCGUCGGACACGCCAAUCGGCGAAAUCGGCGGUCAGGACCUGCAAUCCUGUUCUGGCGCUGAUCUCGUCCAGGGCUCGCCUGAGAUGAUGGAAAUGAAAAUGGGAUUGGACUUUCAGAGCGAGGUUAGCGGUAACGGCAACGUGAGAAAUGCCGGUGCCUCCUCUUCCAACAACAACGGCGCCAAUUCUGCGACAGCCACCAGUAAUUCCGCUGCCGCCGCCACGGCCUCUUCGGGAUCAUCGUCGGCGAGGAGAGACGAGCCUACGGAGAACGGUACUGAUACACCGGAACCGCCAGUCACUCGAGUCAAACGAGAACCAGAACCGACGCCCAGUACCUCGGCGCAAGCCUCGGACGAGACAUUCGCGCGGCCGCACAGUAGGCAAGGGAGUGAGGGUUUCAAGCAAGAGUUCUCGUCGAUCAAAACGGAUAAUGGCAACGAGACCUGGAAGGAGAAAACCCGCGGAUUGAACACGGGUGCAUCGCCGGCCGCGACAUCAAUAGACGUAUCAUCUCCAAACUCGUCGUCAUCCUCGUCACCGUCGAACGCACGGGCAAACACGUCGUCGUCGACGUCGACAACAAACGCGGCGCCAGCAACUACGAAUGCGAGUGGCGCACCGACGACGACGAGUGCGGGUGGCACAUUGACACGUAGCUCGGCAUCGCCGGCCUCUAGGAACAGCAGCGGUGGCAGCACGAACACCAACAUUGGCACGAUGUCGGCGCCAAGUGGCCGUCAGGCCCCAAAGCGACGUAUGCGACGUCGCGCCACAUCGCAAUCCCAGGAUCCAGCUGAGCAGUUGACAGAAAUGUCUGUGCGAGGCUUAAAUCUGUUCCGUUAUGCUUCCAUCAGCGAAGGCGUCUAUCAAUGCACCGAGUGCGCCAAGCUCGACAUUCAGAAGACAUUUAAAAACAAGUACAGCUUCCAGCGGCACGCAUUCCUCUACCACGAGGGUCAUCAGCGCAAGGUAUUCCCCUGUCCAGUAUGCGCCAAGGAAUUCUCGCGACCAGACAAGAUGAAGAAUCAUAUGAAGACCGUGCAUGACUGCUUCAUGCCCAAGGACUGCGUCAUGCCGUUUAGUUUCUUCAUGCCUGGUGGACCUUAGCGGGCAGGGCGAGGGCGAGGUGGGCUGCCGAUCGGUCCGGCGGCGGUUCAGAGGCAUGCGAGGAGACUCGGUGCCACCGCGAUAUCCAGAACCACGGCCGCGGCAGCCAGGGCGACGACCUUCAGGCGCGGCAGUCGCUCCUGAACGGCGUUGAGUAACGACGGGUGAAUAAAAUCACGGUUUUCAAUUUGCAAAAUCUAGAAAC
Messenger RNA from Cyphomyrmex costatus, 2230 nucleotides. RefSeq names its product zinc finger and BTB domain-containing protein ttk (gene ttk). Gene Ontology annotation, cellular component: nucleus. Gene Ontology annotation, biological process: regulation of transcription by RNA polymerase II. The record is from RefSeq and is a predicted model, not a curated record. Gene Ontology annotation, molecular function: protein binding. Lineage: Eukaryota; Metazoa; Arthropoda; Insecta; Hymenoptera; Formicidae. The transcript has 5 exons. The coding region runs from base 289 to 2025 and encodes 578 amino acids.